This is a messenger RNA of Linum trigynum, 2746 nucleotides long. The record is from the annotation of a GenBank genome assembly. Lineage: Eukaryota; Viridiplantae; Streptophyta; Magnoliopsida; Malpighiales; Linaceae.
CUUGUUUAAGUAGGAUUUGGGUAGAUGUUUAGCUGUUCUUGUUCAAGUAGGAUUGCGGGAGGCUUGUCUGGUAUGACCCGAGAAAUCAGAAUGGUGCUGCUAAGGAGAUUACCCCCCCCCCCCAUGGAUUGAAGCAGGGGAUUACAAGUGCCUUUGUUUGCUGUGGCAGCCUGGUUUCACCCGAUUGCAAAUUUCUGCCCGACCAAGUGGAAUUCGACAAGAAACAGCAGAAACCAAGUCUCGAAAGAGAAGAAGAGGUAGGUUAGGUUGCUGGUCUUUUCUCCUCCUGCAAUAUGUUUGUUUGUGUUGUUCAAUACACAUUUACCCUGUCGAUACAGUCAUUCACUAGCUGCUGUGUUAUUUUGGUCUGCAGGGAUGAUGUCUCGCCGACUGAGUUUUAGCUGGUAGAAGGAUGCAACAGAGUGCGGAUGAUGGAGGAGAGUGGUUGUGCUUUAGCUAGUUUGCUUCCUAGUCUCCAUUUGGAAGCUCUUUUGGCCAUUUUAGACUUUUAGUUGUGCGUUCUGUCUAUUUUUGGCACUUUUGGAAGCUCCAAAUAACAUCAGAGGGAUUUGCACUAACUACUGUUGCAAGUUAUGUAAUGAAUGUUGUUUCUGUUAUCUCUACUUCGUUGUUGAUUGUGAAUGGAAGGCAGUAAGUGAGUGGCUGUUUUUAGCUAGUCAGCUUCGAUUCGAUCGCAAACUUCGACCAUAGACGUUGAAUUCUAUGGUCGAAUCGAAGUUGCAGACGAACAGAGACAUCAACGGGAACCAACGGCAGAUGGCUUCACGGCGGCGGUGAACUUGGCGCCUGGCGGGAGUCGACUAUCACUACGUUUCUAUAAUUGAUUAAUUAAUAAAAAGAACGUGAAUAACGCAAUCUCUCUCAUUAUUUUAAAUUAACACGUGGCGAGAUUUGAUUUGUUUGGAGAACCAUAUGAAAGCAGUCCUAGCUGGUCAGCUGGUCAGCGCCCAUCCAUUCCAGAGUUUUUCUUCACGUCUCGUCUCCGUCAAGAAACUCUAAAUUUUCACAUUUUCCUCCUUUUUCCCGGCAGAUUGUCAGCAACCAAAAGGAAAAAUGUCAGACUACCUCCCCUUCGAUCUCAUAACCAACAUUCUCCUCCGGCUGCCGGUGGCCGCGAUUCUGCGUUGCCGCGGCGUCUGCAAACCCUGGCUGUCUCUGAUCGACAGCCCAAGGUUCGCGAAGCUUCAAAUGGACUACUCCGCCGCCACCACCAAAAACGCCGCCCUCUUCGUCCUCGAAGACGACGGGUGCGAGAACGGCGACCUACACUUCGCGCCUUACAUCGACGGCAUCCGCCGCGAAACCUGUCUCGACUUCCGUAGCAACCCGUCUUCUUCGGCCCAAGUUAGCGUCAAAAUUCCACGGGAGUGCGUAACCCUAUUCGGCUGCUGCAACGGGCUUCUCUGCUUCGGCCUCGACUUCGAGAACGCCAUCAUUACGAAUCCGGCGACGCGGAGGUCUCAUGUCACGCCUCCCUUGACGAAUCUGCUGAGUUUCGGAAGCAAAGGGGACUGCAUUUAUCGCUACGGCUGCGGAUUCGGGUACGAUUCCGUGUCUGGGGACUACAAGGUCGUCAAGGUAAACCAAGUGCUCGAAUCUGCAGAAAUUGAAUUUAGUUUCCAUUCAGAACUGGUUAGUUAUGGGGUUAGGUCCAAUUCCAGUGCGUCAAUGACAUUCCCUUAUUACCUAGCUUCUGCUGAGAAACUGGGCGUGUUCGUGGGUGGGGCGAUUCAUUGGCUAGUUCACAAGGAACCCUAUGUACGCAACGUGAUUGUUGGUUUCGAUUUAGGGCGUAGCGAAUGCAGGGAAGUCCCACAGCCAGAGUAUAGACAUGGGGAAUCCUUGAGCGUGAGAAUUGGCGAGCUGGGGAAGUGUCUGUGCAUCUUUGCGAACUAUGGGGACAAUGGGGUCGAUGUCUGGAUGAUGAAAGAGUAUGGUGUCAGGGAGUCGUGGAGUGUGAUGCUAUCUGUUCCACAUCCCGGGUUGUGCUACGAUGAUGGGAUUCGAUCACUCGGAUUCUCCACGACCGGGCAGGAGAUUCUUCUCCAGUUGGAUUGCAAGAGGCUUGUGUGGUAUGACCUGAAGAAGAACCCUGGGAAGGAUGCUGCUGAGGAGAUCACCAUCCAUGGGUUGGAGAAGAAGUUCAUGGAAGCCAUUGUUUGCUUUGGAAGCCUGGUCUCGCCCGAUGGCAAGUUCCCAUCCGAUGAACUGGAAGUGGACAAGCAGCAACAGAAACCAAGGCUGCUGCAGAAGAAGAAGAAGAAGAAGAAGAAGAGGGAUGAUUUCUUGUCUACUGGGUUUAAGCUGAAGCUGUAGUCCUCUAACAGACAUGGUAGGCUAUGAAUUUUGACAGGUGCAUAGUAGAUGAUAGAUAGAGUUAGUGUAGAAGAAGAAGAAAAUGAAGUUGCAGAGUAAUGGAGCAGUGAUGGUGGGUAGUAGCAAGUGGCUGGCCGUUUUCAGUUUGUUUCCCAGAUUGCACUAAGUAGGGCAAGUAGUUAUUACUAUACGAAUGUAACUGAGUGAUUAACGUUUCUCUUCAUUCGUAGAAGCAUAGUGGUCAGAUUUGAUGAUGCCAGAACAAGUAUAUUACACGCAAUGUUUUUCUAGUGGGAAUUUUGUUCAUUCAUUAGAAGUUACGACUUACUUGAGACAUAUCAUAAGCUUAGUAACGUAAAGUGUAGAUUAGUCUCAACUCUCAAAGCUUGAAUAAUGAACUUUCAUGGGC